UCACCCUCGUUCAAACACUCUCAUUAACACUCCCCCACGGCCCACCCUCUCUCUCUCUCUCUCUCUCUCUCUCUCUCUCUCUCUCUCUCUCUUCCAACUGCACUCACUUUCUCUCUCCUCCUCCAUUAACAAUGUUCACAAGAGACUACGACGUCAUCGAGGAGAUCGGAAGAGGACGAUUCGGCGUCGUUUUCAAGUGUAAAUCCCGAUCAACUGGAGAAAUCUUCGCCGUGAAAUCAGUCGACAAAUCGUUAGUUUCCGGCGAUGCAACCGAUAAACAAUCCCUCAUCGACGAACCCAAAGCUCUCCUUCUUCUUUCUCUCUCCUCCACCUCAUCAUCAUACGUUACACGCCUUCACUCUACCUAUGAUACCCCCUCUCACCUCCAUCUCGUUCUCGAUUACUCCCCUUUUCCUUCUUUAUACGACGUCGUUUCUCUCCGCCACCGUAUCCCCGAGCCUGAAUCUAAGUCCAUUGGAUUCUCUCUCCUUCAGGCUGUCCUACAUUGCCAUCAAAACGGCGUCGUUCACCGCGAUAUCAAGCCGGAUAAUAUCAUGUUCGAUCCGGUUAAUAAACGGGUCAAAUUGUGCGAUUUCGGGUCGGCUGGGUUUGUUAACGAAGGUGGAGCGACAAUGAGUGAGGUUGUGGGGACGCCGUAUUACGUGGCGCCGGAGAUUCUAGAAGGGAAGGAGUACUGUGAGAAGGUGGAUGUUUGGAGUGCGGGUGUCGUUUUAUAUAUUACUCUUGCAGGGUUUCCGCCGUUUUGUGGAGAGAGAGUGGAAGAGAUUUUUGAUAAAGUAUUGAAGGGUAAUUUGAGGUUUCCUUUCAGGGUUUUUGGGAAUUUCUCACCUUCUGUUAAAGAUCUUUUGAGAAAGAUGAUCUGUAAAGACGUUUCCAGAAGACUCUCCGCUCAAGAAGCUCUCCGACACCCUUGGUUCACGGAAAGUCCGCAAGUGGAGGGGGCAACCUACGACAGUGACCUGAAUCUUUAUAAUUAGAAGAUCGAAGAAACAUUUGAGUUGUAAAUACAGUACGGAAUGAAUAUGAUAGUAACAAACUAACAAAGCCAAGUAAUAAGAGUAUUAUUUUCUGUUUUUGGCUUUGUGUGGAAGUAAUGUAAAUGAAGUAAGGUGUGGUGAUGGUGGAGUAUUAGUUAGUAUAUAAUAUAGUAAGGAGUAGUAUGAAUGAAGGUUCGAGGAUCGUAAGCCCCGUUUUCCUUUAACUAAUUGUGUGGCUUUUUCUCGGGUUUGUUCUUUAGUGUGUGUUCUGUGAAAGGCUUAAAAGCAUGAGCAAUUCAGCAGUUCACAUCGGAAUAUAUUGUACAUAUUACUAAUGUCAAAUACUUUGCUUUCUUAUA
Messenger RNA from Spinacia oleracea (spinach), 1357 nucleotides. RefSeq names its product phosphoenolpyruvate carboxylase kinase 1. Gene Ontology annotation, biological process: protein phosphorylation. Bases 132 to 998 code for a protein of 288 amino acids. The transcript has 2 exons. NCBI's taxonomy places the organism in Eukaryota, Viridiplantae, Streptophyta, Magnoliopsida, Caryophyllales, Amaranthaceae. Gene Ontology annotation, molecular function: ATP binding; protein kinase activity. The record is from RefSeq and is a predicted model, not a curated record.